Sarcophilus harrisii (Tasmanian devil) is the source of this 1520-nucleotide messenger RNA. RefSeq names its product C-type lectin domain family 4 member K. Lineage: Eukaryota; Metazoa; Chordata; Mammalia; Dasyuromorphia; Dasyuridae. Gene Ontology annotation, biological process: biological process involved in interspecies interaction between organisms. Gene Ontology annotation, molecular function: carbohydrate binding. The transcript is spliced from 6 exons. The record is from RefSeq and is a predicted model, not a curated record. The coding region runs from base 326 to 931 and encodes 201 amino acids. Gene Ontology annotation, cellular component: external side of plasma membrane.
UACCAAGCUGCUCUCACUGGCUCCAGACCAUUGUGGUUUCUCAGUUAUGAUAGAUCAGAAAACCUUCUGAUUCAGGGAAAGAGGAUGGGGGAGGGGGGCAGAAGUACCCUGUGUCUGGGCCUACCCACCCCGGAUUUAUAAAGUUUCUGUAGGAACAAUGGGAAGGAAAUAAGGGAGGCAGAUGUUCAAAUCUAUCACUUCCUCUUCUAUUCCUCUGAUGAGGGCAAAGGUUCUGCUCUUCCAACCAAGACCCAGAGUCAGGAAGAUCUCCUACGGACCGGGCUGCUCCUAAGAAGACAAGAGAGACAGAAGAGCCCAGAGUAACAUGGCACCUCAGACUGAAAGGGGCUUCAGGAAGCUAAGGAUCAUCCAAACUGUCCUGUCACUCUUGGUUCUUGCCUUGGCUACUGCUCUUAAAGUUGUGGUUAUUCUCUAUCUUCAAGGGAAAAAUGAUCAACUGGAGAGGGCCAAGGUCUCCAACACAGCUCUACAACUGCAAAACCAGAUCCUUAUUCAGAGAAUCUCAGAGCGUGACAUUGUUCAUGGUGAAAAUCUCUACUACUUCUCCUGUGGCAAACGGUCCUGGGAGGCGGCUGAGCAGUUCUGUGUGUCAAGGGGCUCCCACCUGACCUCAGUGACCUCGGUGGAAGAGCAGAAUUUUCUGUACAAAAAGGCCAAUGGUACCUAUUACUGGAUUGGACUGAGCAACCAAAAUGAUUCAGGCUGGCAGUGGACUGAUGGGACCCCAUACAAUGAAGCUAAAAGCAAAGAGUUCUGGGCCAUUGGGAAACCAAGCAGUGACAAUGACAACAACUGUGUCCAUUUCUGGGCAAACACACAAAAAUCGUGGAAUAAUUUCCUUUGCAUAUUUUCCUCCCAGUUUAUCUGUAAGUGGAGCUGUGAAUCAUCUGGGAUGUGCCGAAACAUAUAAACAUCUGACUCCUAAAAUGCCGCUGACCCCUAACUCAGAGCAGGGAGGCAGACGGCAAGCACUGGGCCACCACCUGGGCAUACGAUGGAGUUGAUGAGCACCAUUUUCCUUUCCAAUUUCAAGUUCUCCCAAAGGAACCUAGAAGACUAUGUCAUGGUCUGAUCAUUUGGGCCAGAAGAUAUCCCCACAACUUCAGGCUUCUCUCCUUGUCCUUCAGGAAUUGAGGAAUAAGAUUGAGGAGAGGAGCUUACUACUUAUUACUUACUACUUACUUACUACUGGUUCUGUUACCCUAAGAAGAACAAAUCCCAAGAUUCCUACACAUUGAUCUGGAAAUCAUAGGAUCCCAGGUCCCCUUAACUCUGAAAUACCCCCAUCAAGGCCUGUUUCUCCCCUUUUUGAGAGCUCAAAGCUUGGCUAGUUUUAUUUCCUACUGGAGAUCUAGAAAGAGGAAGGGACUCGGUUAGACUGAAAUGUUCAUAACAAUCAGAACUCUACUGAAAAAGGAGAAGUUAGGAAAGAUAGGAAGGGUAGUGUUAUAUAACAGAGAUAGACAGAUAGAUAGAUAGAUAGAUGAUGGAUAGAUGGA